AUGGCGACAACACGUAUAUGCAUGACACGUACGGGAAGGCUGCGAGAGGGCCGGUGUUGCGCCGAACUCUGUGACCCGUCAUAUUAUGUGACCCUGCUUGUUCCAAGCCAGGACACGCUGCGGAAAGUUUCCCGGAAAGUUCCGGCAGAGAGCGACGCGUUUCCAGCGGCCGCCUUAGGAGACGAAGAAUGGCUGCGGCUCAGUUUGCAGAAAGCCCGACCCCCCCUGGAGACCAACCACCAGGGGCUGACCGUGCUCCACGUGGCCUGUCUUCACGGACGGCUGGCCUGCAUCGAACUGCUGGUGGACAGCGGCCUGGUGGGGGUCAACGCCAGCUGCCCUGCAGGCCGGCGGCCCGUCCACAUGGUCCUUUCUGCUCACAGCUCCGCCCACACCUACCGCUGUCUCACAUACCUGCUGCAACACCGAGCUGACGUCAACACGGCCACGACCUCGGGGCAGACCCCUCUGCACCUGGCCUCCGCCGAGGGCCUGAUGGACUGCGUGGAGGCGCUGGUGAAGGCCGGGGCCGACGUGCACGCACGCGACAUCCGGGGACACACGCCUCUGGACUACGCCCGCACCCAGGGCCGCAAGACCCUAGCCAGGUAUCUGAAAGACCGCAUGUGGCAGGCAGGCAAGAAGGAGGAGCUGGGGAGGAGGCGGCAGCUGCAGACCCUCUACCGGGACCUGGUGGAUCUGGCUAAAAUAAACGAGGCUAACGAAAAGGUAGCAAGAAAGACACAGGCGGAGGACAAUAUGGAGGAGUGGGCGAGCAAGAAAGGUCUUCCUCCAGUAAAGGGAUUCUGUCCCAGAGUUCAGCUGAGCCGGUACCACGCAACCUGCCUCUCAUCCGAGAGGGACAGAGUCAAGACAAAGCAGACCAAGGCUGCGUGUAAAAACCCACCAGGAGGCGCUCAGGAGCACUGGAACGCCUCCACCAACCCUGCCAGGCCAGUGCCGGGCUCCGUCUCCAGACCCGUGACGGUCCACCGGCCGGAUAUUCCCCCCGUGGAGCCCGACCUGAGAGGCAGCAUCACCUUGUCCAAGAGUGUCAGCGGAAGGCCGCAGUAUACCACCAAGUGGGACGGUUUAUCGCACGCCGCCCCCCACCUGCCGCUGGACACCCUGCAGAGGGCGCUCUUCCCCAAGGCCUUCCUGUCCAGGAUGGCCUCCUCCGGUCAUUUCCAGCCCCGCAGCGUCCUGGACCUGCCGCGCCUCGGAGGCCCCCACCAAGAGAAGAGCGCCUCCCCUUGGACGGAGGUGGCCAUGCACCUGGCCGAGGUGCUGGAGCCGGGACACUACUGAGGAGAAAUAAACAAGCGUUUGAACUUCCCGUGUCCGCUGUAGGAGCUUUAUGCAGGUCCGCUGGGUUAACCUGUGGUUCCCUAACUGGGACCUCUAGACGGGGUUAUCGGGGGCCCCAAACAGCACGACAAAAUACUUAAAUCAAUCUCGGAAGUACCUCACAAUGAGUGUAGGGAUUUGUCCAUUUAGAUUUUAGCAUUCCCCUUCUCAAUCGUUAACCUUUACACCUACUGGGCUCAAUGUUACAUAGGUUUUUUUUUUUAACAAAAUGCAAAUAUUACAAAACCGAUCCCAAAUAUAUCAUCUGUCUUGUAGGUAACUAGAUUAUCAGACCGUAUGACAACAUCGAUUUCUAUUCAAACAUCCAUGUCUAAGCGAUCCUUGAAACAAGCCUAAAGAUCUACUUUGUGUUUCCGCUGUCCCGAUACCAGCCACGACGGCUUCCCUGCCAUAAGGAUCCCCUUGUUGACAGGCACAAGGCGAGCGUUACUCACGUUGUGACGCCAGCAAACCGGUAGCACCGCAAGCUAGGCGGAAGCUUUAGCCAGGUUCGAGCGGAGGAAACGCAUCUCAAAGUGACAAAAUUAGGACUCCAGACAAUUUUGAGAGAGAGGGAUGUGGGAGGGGAGGGGGGGCAAAGAAACUGUGCAAACAGGUUGAGGAGAGGGUUGACGGAAAGGUGAGGAAACCUCGGCGAACUGGGUCAGCUGUCACUGAUGUGGCCCUGCACUUCCCCUCAUCUGCCCCUCAGGGGAGCCACUCUGAAUCCAGGUGAGAGCUUGUCAGCAGCACGGCCGUGUGCCGGCAUCUGCCAUGUACGGCCUGUCACCUGAACACGUGUGUGUGUGUGUGUACACACACCUACAGUUGUCGUGUGUGUACAGUUGACACGUUAACACACACACACACAGUUUCAGUUCGUGUUCUUUCUACCCCGUAACGCGGCACACUGAGACACAAAGCACACUUCCGGCACAUUCGCUGAUGAAACGCACCUCCGUCUCCUUUGUUUUCAUGCGUGCGCCAACGGUUCAAUCGGCGGCACAAAGCCUCAGCAGGAGUGUGCCAUGGGCGCUGCCAUCUCGCUCCCGGACGCAGCAGCUGCAUUCACGGAAACACUAAAAGCAAUUUAUGGAGGCAAAACCCUGCCACAAAGCAGGGCCGAGACAAAACCCUGCCACAAUGCAGG
Lampris incognitus (smalleye Pacific opah) is the source of this 2497-nucleotide messenger RNA. RefSeq names its product ankyrin repeat domain 53 (gene ankrd53). The record is from RefSeq and is a predicted model, not a curated record. Gene Ontology annotation, molecular function: protein binding. NCBI's taxonomy places the organism in Eukaryota, Metazoa, Chordata, Actinopteri, Lampriformes, Lampridae. The coding region runs from base 1 to 1308 and encodes 435 amino acids. The transcript is spliced from 6 exons. Gene Ontology annotation, cellular component: spindle pole. Gene Ontology annotation, biological process: mitotic metaphase chromosome alignment; positive regulation of microtubule polymerization; regulation of mitotic spindle organization.